AGCACUUCAUGAAGGGAAGACAAAGACUUGACCUGCGUUAGAGUGUUAAUACUGUGGUCCCUCAGUUUGGCCAUCUUUAGUAUCAUUGGAGCAGUGAGAACUGGGUGCUUCAUGUUGUACGUUCUCAGAACCAGUGGCUUUAAACAGUCUGUUUGUGAUCAGAGCUUCUACUAUGGGCCAAUAAGCAAGUUCUGGGCUUGUGCCUUUGUGCUGAGCAAGGCCCCAGAGCUAGGGGACACCAUGUUCAUCGUCUUGCGCAAGCAGCGGCUGAUCUUCCUGCACUGGUAUCAUCACAUUACCGUGAUGGUGUACUCCUGGUAUUCCUACAAAGACCAGGUCGCCGGUGGUGGCUGGUUCAUGACCAUGAAUUACACCGUGCAUGCGCUCAUGUACAGCUACUACACAGCUCGAGCUGCUGGAGUGCGUGUGCCGAAACCCUGUGCCAUCAUCAUCACUUCCUCUCAGAUUGCUCAGAUGGCCAUGGGGCUGGCAGUAAGUGCGCUAGUGUACCAAUGGAUGCAGGAUGGGGAUUGCCCUUCUUACAUAGAUAACAUAGUGUGGGCUUCACUCAUGUAUCUCAGCUAUCUGCUCCUCUUCUCCUCUUUCUUUUAUCAGUCUUACAUGAAGGGUUCAAAACGAGCCACAAGCAUCAAAAACGAGUGAUGCAUAGC
Cyprinus carpio (common carp) is the source of this 671-nucleotide messenger RNA. Its product is annotated as elongation of very long chain fatty acids protein 6-like. Gene Ontology annotation, molecular function: fatty acid elongase activity. The transcript is spliced from 3 exons. NCBI's taxonomy places the organism in Eukaryota, Metazoa, Chordata, Actinopteri, Cypriniformes, Cyprinidae. Gene Ontology annotation, biological process: fatty acid elongation, polyunsaturated fatty acid; very long-chain fatty acid biosynthetic process; fatty acid elongation, monounsaturated fatty acid. Gene Ontology annotation, cellular component: endoplasmic reticulum; endoplasmic reticulum membrane. The record is from RefSeq and is a predicted model, not a curated record. Bases 112 to 663 code for a protein of 183 amino acids.